Molecule: messenger RNA, 1905 nt
Organism: Lactuca virosa
Lineage: Eukaryota; Viridiplantae; Streptophyta; Magnoliopsida; Asterales; Asteraceae
Source: the annotation of a GenBank genome assembly
AUGAGGACUCUUCGAUCAGAGUCAAAAAUGAACGGCAACAAGUUCAGCAACACCUUUAAAGAAGCCAUUAACCUUGAUGACGACGAUUUCGUGAACAUUCAUUCAGGAGGUUCUAGUGUGGUGAUGCUUAGCAGGGAACCAUUAGCAAAAAAGAAGGUGAAAACGAGAUUUGAACAAGGCGAAUCAAGUGUUAGUGUAAGUAAGAAAAAGAAAAGGAAAGAUGAACAUUAUGAAGAUAGUGAAGCUGAUGUUGAUGUUAAUGUAAGAAGAAGUGGUAGGAAAAAAACUAAAGUCUUAAAAAUUGAAGUUUCAAAGGAAGAUGAUAAGAAGAAAGGAAUGAAGAAAAGAAAAACGAAAAGAAAGAAUGUUGUAGAAAAUGAAGAUGCAGAUGUUGAGGACGACAAAACACAGGAGUUGCAAAAAAUAAGUUGUCGUAUGUCCCCAAAAUCAAUGUAUAUGGCGGUGAAGGGAAUGUCAUACAGCCAGAAAGAAAUGCUUACGUAUGCGGACAAAGUAGUUUUGAAUGGUUAUAAUCUCUGCAGAUCAAGGCCAUUGAUAAAUCAGAUUGACUCAGUGGAUUUGGAAAUGUUGGAGGAGCAUGGAUUGAGAAAUGGAGAAUUUGGAACCUUGGAGUUUCGUGCAGAUGGGGAAGUGGAUCCUAUUGAUGUAAAUGGUGAUGAGGAUAAGGUGGUAGAUGUGGAAUCAAUUGAAAAGAUAUAUAGUAGGAUCUGUGAUGAUAAGGAAAAAAUUGAAGAAGCAAUUAAGAAGCGGUUAGAAGAGGAUGCAAAUGAUGAUGUGGUAAAAGAGUGGUUACGAAAGGUGCGAAAACUUUUUAAUGAAAAGAAUGUGGAACAUGUAGAUAAUAUCUCUCCCACAAAUGAAGUGACAAUGAAAACGCCCGUUAAAGUUGCAGUCAAUCCUGGGCAAAGAAAUACAUCAUUGGAUAGUCCAGUUGUUCUGACUCCUGGUUUUUUGAGUAUGUCUGAUGAGAUUGUGGAACGGAGCAUGAGAAAGAACAAGGAUUUUUGCAAAGAUGACAUACCAUCGUUCUAUUUGAGAAUAACACAAUUGAAUGAGGAAGAUAAGAGUAUGGAUGUUAAAGAAGGAAGCAAGCCAGUAAUUAGAUAUACAAAAAAAUCUAUAGCGGAAGACAAACUGAAAAAAAGAACUGGAAAAGAUAUUAUGGAAAGAGAAAUGGUGCAUGUUGAUGAGUUGAAAAAUGGGAAAGGUAAAAGGAAGGGGAAACUUGGACAAUUGGUGUGUUCACCAUAUGUAGAUCGGAUAACAGAUGUGGAUAAGGCGGUUAAAGAUGAUGAAAACGUUGUGGCUCAAAGCAUAAUAGCUUGGGGGAAAGAUAAAGGGGAAUUUAUAUGGGAAACUGUUGAUGGUCAUGGAAUGCAUUUGGAAGCUGCACGUACGUUAGCUAUGAGAAAAAAAGUGCAUACCAAUGUAAUAGACGCGUGGGCUGCUUUCCUUAAUAAAACUGAAGAACUGAAGUCUGAGGCUUCUUACUCUAGGAUGUACUUCACAUGCGAUACGAUUACAGAUUACAUGGUUGAUGAAGCUGUAGAUGAGGAGCUAAGGUACAAUAAAUUCAGAAUUAUGUUUGUAGCUGUGAUUAAUGACAUAACGGACAAACCAGAUUUGAAAACGGUGGACUUGGUUUUCAUACCAAUUGUUGUUGAUGAAAGUUACUACCUAGUGUGUUUUUGCUUGAAAAGGGUUGCAUUUUAUAUAUUUGAUCACAUCAAGAGGUCCGGGACAACUGAGUCUGCAUAUGGGAAUAGACCACGUAUCCUGAAAACAUUCUUGAAGCAUUAUGCAGCUGUUAAAAAAAUGGAUAGGUUUGAAAGGAUGAAGGUGAUUGAAGAAAAGAAGAAGGAAAUCGCAGGUGUGCUGCAGUAG